CGUACGCAUCUAAAACCUAAAAUAGCCUCCAGUUUAACUCAGACUUUUCUUCUCUUUCUUCAUCGGCUCUGCCUCUCUGCAUGUAAUUAUCGAUCACUCUUUUUAUCACAGCAUUAUCAGGCUCCAGCUCGAUCUCACAUUCAGUUCUCAAGGCAAAAGGGUCUUCGAAUGAUGGCGAGUGAAGACGUGAAAACCCAAGUUCCUGUUGAAGAAAAUGGGACUAAAGAAGAAGAGAAAAAUGGGAAUUUAGAGGCUUCAACUAGCAAUGAAAACGGUGAUUCUUCUGAUGUUUCUUCUGUGAUACAAAAAGAAGAUGAAGAAGGAGAAGAAGAAGAGACCAAAGAAGUUACAAAGAAGAAAAAGAAGAAAAAUAAAAGCAAGAAAAAGAAGGAAUCACCAAAGCAGACUGAUCCACCCUCUAUUCCUGUUGUUGAUCUCUUUCCAUCUGGGGAGUUUCCUGAAGGUGAAAUUCAACAGUACAAAGAUGAUAAUUUAUGGAGGACUACGUCUGAAGAGAAAAGAGAGUUGGAGCGUCUUGAAAAGCCAAUGUAUAAUUCAGUUCGACAGGCAGCAGAAGUUCAUCGCCAGGUACGGAAGUAUAUGAAAAGCAUUUUGAAACCUGGAAUGUUAAUGACGGAUCUCUGUGAGACCUUGGAGAACACAGUUCGUAAGCUAAUAUCAGAGAAUGGUCUACAAGCUGGCAUUGCAUUUCCUACUGGAUGCUCUCUGAACUGGGUCGCUGCUCAUUGGACCCCAAAUUCAGGGGAUAAGACAGUGCUUCAGUAUGAUGAUGUGAUGAAAUUGGAUUUUGGGACCCAUAUUGAUGGACAUAUCGUGGACUGUGCAUUUACAGUGGCAUUCAACCCUAUGUUUGAUCCACUACUUGAAGCAUCACGUGAGGCAACCAACACGGGAAUCAAGGAAUCUGGGAUUGAUGUGCGUCUUUGUGAUGUUGGUGCUGCCAUCCAAGAAGUCAUGGAAUCAUACGAGGUUGAAAUUAAUGGAAAGGUGUUUCAAGUUAAGAGUAUCCGAAAUUUGAAUGGGCACAGCAUUGGACCCUAUCAGAUUCAUGCUGGAAAAUCUGUUCCCAUAGUUAAAGGAGGGGAGCAGACAAAGAUGGAAGAGGGUGAAUUUUUUGCAAUUGAAACAUUUGCAUCUACAGGCAAAGGAUAUGUAAGAGAAGAUCUAGAGUGCAGCCAUUACAUGAAAAAUUUUGAUGUUGGCCAUAUCCCUCUGAGGUUGCCAAGAGCAAAGCAACUGCUAGCAACAAUCAAUAAGAACUUCUCCACAUUGGCCUUUUGUAGACGGUAUUUAGAUCGCCUCGGUGAGACUAAAUAUUUGAUGGCACUAAAAAAUUUGUGCGAUUCUGGCAUCAUUCAGCCUUAUCCUCCUCUAUGCGAUGUUAAGGGCAGUUAUGUAUCCCAAUUCGAGCAUACCAUCCUACUGCGGCCAACCUGCAAAGAGGUCAUAUCGAGAGGCGAUGACUACUAGUGUGGAUCGAGUUACAUUUUGUAGGUGCAUAAUAUAUAUGCCUGUUGAUGACCCUGUGACUGUAUAACUAAAAUAUUCAGUUGAAUGUGUAGUUUAUCCAUCUUCGUUGUCCGUUUUGUAACUGCUGGUUUUAGUGAACCAACAGCUUUAUAAUGGCGAAAAAGAAUUGGAAUAUCUAUUUAUCACAAUUAUGAUUUUAACAUGGAAA
Populus nigra (black poplar) is the source of this 1699-nucleotide messenger RNA. RefSeq names its product methionine aminopeptidase 2B-like. The record is from RefSeq and is a predicted model, not a curated record. Bases 169 to 1491 code for a protein of 440 amino acids. Gene Ontology annotation, biological process: proteolysis. NCBI's taxonomy places the organism in Eukaryota, Viridiplantae, Streptophyta, Magnoliopsida, Malpighiales, Salicaceae. The transcript has 12 exons. Gene Ontology annotation, molecular function: metalloaminopeptidase activity.